AUUUAGCAUGCAAUGCAGCGCCAACUUCCGAAAUGGGGCGCUGCUUCUCUUCUGCAUGAAUGCCAUUGCAGUCACCAGGCUGGCCAGUCUGCAUGACUCUGACAGCGUCUAUAAACGUAGUGCUAUGAUGGGAGGUGUCAACAUCAGCACUUGGCUUCUGCUGCAAUUGAAAGAGGCACGCCGCUUUGCGCCCUGCUUGAUUCCUGCUGACCAAAAAACCUUCAAGGGCUGUGUAUAACGAGACUUGGAAGCACGCAGGACCGCGUCAAUUGAUGCAGAGUUGUUUCACUUCCCACUUGGCGCGUGUUGGCUUGGGGACUCCAUUUGCUUGCGUGGUUCCUGGCGAAUGCUGUGCACGGUGAAUGCUGAUCUGAGCUGCUUCGGUGAUCCCUCCGAGCUACAAAUUGUAAAACAUGGAUAAGAAGGAGCCAAUCGACGACCAGGAGUUUGAAGCAGGGAUUUCCCAGGGAGGAGGCGGUUCCAGCAGGCAGCCUGAUGGGGAUAGCUCAGAUUCCACUUCUCCUGGACCCGAGGAGGACUUUCCUUCGGACAGCUACCAGAGUACUCAAGGUGCACUGCUUGGAGCAACAUUGCGAGCUAAUGUCUUCAAUCCGGAGUUUCUACCGACUCUUAGCGGCCAACAGAUGGCCAGUCCAAGCGACGACGAUGUUGCUGCAGAGCAGUUUCCAACACUGCUCUCAGCCAGUCUGCGCUCCAACGUGUUCAAUUCAGAUUUUCUGGACCUGGUGGUUGAGCGCCAUGUGCAAGACAGGGCUGAGGCGCAUGUGCAAGCUCGUGGUUUGGAGAGUCAUGCAAGCUUAGCGCGAAAAGUAACAUCCAGGGCGCCAGCGAUCAUAGAUGUGGCGAUUGCACAAGCUUUGAAUGAAGAGCUUGCCACAACCAUACCAGAUCCGAAGCGGCUCGGCACCUAUGACAAUUAUCCGGUCGAAGAUCCAUCUCUGAGGUCCAGUGGUGUUGAGCCCACUCUGCCAGUCACGGUGAAUGGCCAGGCUGGUGAACCGAGGGAAGAGCAAAACAGGAAGACAAAGCAGGCUGAAGUACCUCGACAUGAAAAGCUACCCGCACUGAAACGAGUGUGGAGGAAGUUCCUUCAGCCACACUCUCAACUGGCAGCUCAACUCGAGGCCCUAUUGACCCUGGCCGUACUUUCUGGUGUCCUCCUCUGCUGCCUCUGGCUGGCAAUCGGCCAUGCAGCUGCUCCUGACGAGGCCGUUUUCUCUCUAGUCGUUGUCUACCUGGCAACUGUUGUGUUUGGGGAAUUGGCAGCGAGAGUUGGAACGCAUCCUUUGGUCGGGAUGCUCAUUGCUGGAUUCAUUUGUCGCUACAUUCCCGGCGUCAAAGCGGGACGUGUUAUCCCUCACGAAGUCUCGGCCUUCAUUCGCGAGUUCGGCCUGUGCACGAUUCUCCUCAGGGCCGGAAUCGCACUAGACGUGAAGCUGCUGAUGCGGUUGAAGUGGCUAUCAUUCGCCUGCUCCGUCUUUCCGACCGUUGUGGAAGCGGCCGUGCUCGCAGCGAUGUCUGUCUGGCUCUUCUCCCUCCCUUGGACUUGGGGUUUCAUGACGGGGUUCAUCGUGGCAGGCGUGGCACCAGCCAUCGUUGUGCCGGCGCUGCUCGCGUUGCAGGAUGAAGGCUUCGGUGUGGCAAAGGGCAUCCCAUCUCUGGUCUUGGCUGUAGCCGCUGUGGAUGAUUGUCUCUCCGUUAUUAUCGGGAACGCUGUUUUCAACAACAUCAUCUUCUCGAAAUCGGAACUGGUCAUGUCCAUCUUCCGAGCACCCAUCGAGAUCGCCAUGGGCAUCGCUAUCGGCGUUGGGCUUGGUUUUGGAGCAAUUCUGCUGCUUCCAAGAAGCCGCGCUCCAGGAGUGAUAUCUCGGCAGGACAGCAUGCUGAAACGGAGGGCCAGUCAACAUCGCACGGAGAAUGGGAACUCCGUACAUCGGCGCCAGAAGACGAGUACCAGCUCCCCUCCUGUGGCUGGUCCCACUGACGCAGCUUCCAACCCAGGGUCCGACGUUGAAACCGGGUCAACAAAGGUGUUGAAAGCCAUCAAGGACAAGAUCCAGCCCCAAAAGAUGCUGCCACCGCUCCCCCCUGGGGACGGUGUCAAGAUGGCUCUCAUGCGAACGGCGUACGUGCUUGGAUUCGGACUGUGGUGCAUCAUGGGCGGCCAGAAGAUCAAGUACAGCGGAGCGGGAGCACUGGCAGUGGUCCUUUUGGGAGCCGUUGCAGGACAGGGAUGGGGUCGCGAUCUUUCCAGCAAGCCCAAGCUCUACCUGCUGUACACGUGGGCGCUUCUGGCGCAGCCCCUGCUUUUCGGCGUCAUCGGCAGCCAGAUCGACGUCAGCUACUUCAAGGGGAGCUUCCUGUGGCGCGGCGUCAUCAUUCUCCCGGUCGCUGCGAUCGCCCGUGCAAUCGUCACCGUCGGAUCCACCGUCGGCACCGCUCUGAACACAUCGGAGCGGCUGUUUCUGGCGCUCGCGUGGCUGCCCAAGGCGACGGUCCAAGCGGCGCUCGCCCCGCAGGCGCUGUCGCAGGUGGCGGGCAAGAACGACCCGAAGCUGACGGGAUAUGCGGAGACGGUUUUCGCGAUAGGGAUGCUCUCGGUGAUCCUCACCGCACCGCUUGGGGCAAUGUUCUUGAAGUUAUCAGGCCCGAGACUGCUCGAGAAAGCUGACAAGCGUCCUGAGCAGGUCAUGCAUGCCGAAUGUAGCCCAGGAUAAAACCGUCAUUGGAUAAUGCAGAGUCUCCUCCUGAAAAGGUUGUAGAUGCUGCGUGGUCAAAAGCUUCUUCGAUUACAGUGCACGCCUUUUGAAGCUUCAAUGCUUCGUGCCAAGUCGUAACCUGUAGAGCUGACAGUCAUCCCACCUUGUUGACGACUUGCGGGCAACGACAUAAAAAGGACAACUAACUUCUUAGGAUCUGUAGAGUAGACAUUUGCAACUUUUAGUAAAGCACGACCCGCAAUUCACAGAAGAGGUUAUGGUAGGAGGGAAGGGUUGUUGAGAGGCCACCAUGUGGCAAAAUGGUACUUCGACAUUAAAUCAUUCUAUUCAGGUACCUUGCCGUUUGCGCACCAGUACGUAUGCAGCUGGCAUGUGAGGCAAAUUGGGAGGAUUGCUUCAGAGCCGGG
Messenger RNA from Klebsormidium nitens, 3148 nucleotides. The record is from the annotation of a GenBank genome assembly. Lineage: Eukaryota; Viridiplantae; Streptophyta; Klebsormidiophyceae; Klebsormidiales; Klebsormidiaceae.